AUGAGGGGUGAUCCACCUUCGACAAAAUCGCUGUACAUCGUGGCAUCAGAUGGAAGUGCAAGGACCACGGCUACGAUCACCCUGCAGGUGAUCAACCCUGUGUCUCCAAUACUCACUGGACUCAACACUACCGGGCUCAUUUCCAAUCCACCUGAUGUCCAGACUGUCGCAUCCAACCUUCAGCUGUUGACAGAUACUAUUUGUGAUCUUUACACAAAUCAAAGUCCGGCAUCCGGAUCAAUUUCUCGGUUGCGUCUGUUCUGUCUCCUCUUCAAAGCAGUGCCAGGUAUCAACAAGCCCCCAGUGUUCACCGGCCCAACUUCCUUCACAGUGAGCGGGAACCUGCCAGCCGGUUCUCAAAUUGGACGGCUCACAGCUGUUGAUGAUGAUGGGCCCAGAGCAAUCGCUUUUAAUAUAAGGGACCUUCAAAAUACAGGACGCUUCGACCUGAGAUUUGCAUCAGGUCAAAGUUCAUCUGGUCGUGUUGUAGGCCUCUACCUUCGCCAAUCACUUGACAGUGAAACGACCUCACGUGAAGUCCUGUUUGUAACUGCGGAUGAUGGUCUGGCAACGUCAACAGCGACGGUCAUCGUGAACGUUCUGAGUUUAAACAACAGCCCACCAACGUUCAUCCAAAGGAACUGGACAUUCAUUGUUCGCAACUCCUCAAUUCCUGGUCUCAAGAUUGGUUCUGUUUUGGCACUCGACAGGGAUUCGGGCAAUAACGGUCGUCUUUCAUAUUCAUUCCGGGCUGUCAAUUCAUCCAUGGAGACUUUCUUCAGUUUGAAUAACUUUGAUGGUUCUCUGUACUUGAAGACACCUCUACAGGGAAACCUAAAUGUGACUCUCAUUGUCACAGCAGUGGUAGGCAACUCAUGUUCAUAA
Molecule: messenger RNA, 885 nt
Organism: Haliotis rubra (blacklip abalone)
Lineage: Eukaryota; Metazoa; Mollusca; Gastropoda; Lepetellida; Haliotidae
Product: protocadherin-15-like
Exons: 11
Coding region: 1-885 (294 amino acids)
Biological process (GO): homophilic cell-cell adhesion
Cellular component (GO): membrane
Molecular function (GO): calcium ion binding
Source: RefSeq, a predicted model, not a curated record